Molecule: messenger RNA, 2504 nt
Organism: Chiloscyllium plagiosum (whitespotted bambooshark)
Lineage: Eukaryota; Metazoa; Chordata; Chondrichthyes; Orectolobiformes; Hemiscylliidae
Gene: zmynd12
Product: zinc finger, MYND-type containing 12
Molecular function (GO): protein binding
Source: RefSeq, a predicted model, not a curated record
GGUGGCCGCCGCCGCCAUGACAACUGGUCCCAGCUCAGUAAGUGUCCGGGUGGCCGCCGCCGCCAUGACAACUGGUCCCAGCUCAGUAAGUGUCCGGGUGGCCGCCGUCCCCCACAACAACCGAUCACACUACAACAACAACUCUCAGCCCACACAACUCCUUCAACCUUCAAACGCAAAGCGCGAUUUCACACCUCGGUUUCAUUCUCCGGUUCAUUUACGUUUAAUUUAAUUUUGUGACCUGAUCAGCUGGUUGGCUGGAAGGGGAGAGAAGGUCUUUAGAAGUGCUGCCGGGUUCAGAAGUCAGAGUCCUUAACGACGGGCUCGAAGUCCCUAGCAACCGCAGCACAUCGAAAAGCUGAGAGAGACUUUGGAGCAACGACCGAUCUCCCUGAACGUCGAGAUGCUCAGUACUCCUGUUUAUCCGCUUUCUAACCCCAAGGGUGUUAAAUUACAGUGUGAGAUGUGCCAGAAGACUGCUUAUGUUAUGUGCUCCCAGUGCAGGGUGACUUAUUACUGUGAUGUAGCACACCAAGAAGCAGACUGGAAUGGGAUUCAUGAGAAGAUUUGCCAGCUUCUGAUUCCAAUACGGACAGCACCGACAUUCCUCAGCUCUGCAAAAGAGAGAAAACACAAUGAGGAGCAGAUGAUCCAGAGACAGAAACAUCUCAUUAACCUGACCCGCAUAGUGGCCCAGAAGCUUCUUUUCGAGGGUAAACAUGAGGAAGCUAUUCCUGGAGCCUUGCAGUCUUUGCGCUUUGCAAAUGCUGUUUAUGGCAACACCUCUGCUGAGCUAGUGCCAUCACAAUUACUCUUGGCAGAGGCUAGUAUUGGCCUUGGCCAGUUAGAUGAAGCAGAAGACUAUCUCUCUCAGGCUCAUUGGACAGUGAUGAGGACCACAGAAUGUGUUACUGCUGUCCAAUACAAAUUAUUCCGAAACCUGGGCCUUUUGUACACAGCCAAAUGUGACAACGAGAAAGCACUCUGGUACUUUGCUGAUGAUAUUUACCAUGCCACGCAAGUGUUUGGUGCAUCUGAUAUUCGGACAGCUGGUGGAUAUUUUCACAUGGCUAACGUGUUUUACAGAAUGAAGAAGAUGGAUAUAGCAGACUCACUCUACUCGGAGGUAACCAAUAUCUGGAAUACUUUCCUGGGUGAGCUUGUUGAGACAGAGAUACAGAAAACACUGUGGAAAGCAGGCCUCAGUUCGCCAGAACCUGGCACCACUAUCGUGGACUUAGAGGAUGUUUUCGAUGAUGCCCAGGAAGCAGAAGCAGUUCAAGUUCUGCAUGCAAUUUUUGACCUGCGGAACCAAGAGUACCUUCCAAAACAAGGCAAAAUUGGAAAGAUUGCUGAGACCCUGGCUAUGCUUUAUUUCCUUUUCUUGGAUUUCAAAAAGGCUGUUGAAUAUGCAAAACUGGCUCUGAAGGACAGCCAGCUGCUUCUGCACAAUGAGAAAGCGAUUGGCAGCAUCACACGUAUUCUUGAGAUGGCUGAAAAGGCACUGUCAUAUCCUGGAGGAAAGGGACCAUCUCCCUACGCAUGGGCUAAUUCAUGCUAAAAGUUAUUAAGCUAUGUGUCUCAGGGUAAAUAAAAACAGAACACUGGAUAUAAAAAUUUGACAGUGGUAUGGGACACAGCAAUGACAAAAAAGUUUGAGGUUCUUGAACAAAGACUGCAAUAAAUCAGGAUACAUGAGCUUCAACUGACAAUGAAAAGCAAAUAAUGCAUAACUGCAUCAGCAAUGUCUUAUUUAUACUGCACCUUAUGUCUCACAAACAUCUUCCAUAGGAUACAAUAUUUUUAAAUAUAAAGAUUUAUAGACAAAAAUUACAAUUGUUUUACAGACUGCAAAAUCUCUCAAUCUGAAGUGAUAUAUUUUGGUAGGAAGAACCAGGGCAGGUAAUAGAAAGGAGUGCAGGAGCACAUUGAUCAAUGGAUGUCUGUGCACAAAUUGUUGAAGGUGGCAAGACAGGUUGAGAAAUGGAUACAAGAUCCUAGAGUUUAAAAGUAAUUAGGCUGGUGAAUUUUAUAUUUUUAAAAAAACCCUCUUGUUCUGUUUCAAAUGCUGCAUUGCAUUCAAUUCCAGGCAGAAUUGAAGAAUGUGAAGGCCAUUAGAGUUUGUACAGGAAAGAUUUAUGAUAAUGGUUCCAGGGGACUUCAGACACUUGGAAAAAUUGGGAGCUGGGAAAGUUCUCUUCAGGGAAAAGAAAGUUGAAAUAAAAUUUAACAGAGGUGUUCAAAAACCAGACAGAGAAGUUAGAGAGAAACUGCUUCCAUCAGUGGAAGGAUCAAGAACCAAUUAAUUCUUUUGCCAGUAAUUGUUAAAGGUGACACAAAGAAAACAUUUUUAUGCAGCAAGCAUAAAGCACUUUCAGAGAACACUAGAGAGAGUUUCUAUCCUGGCUUUCACAAAAGAAGUGGUAGGUGCCAUAGGGAGUGUUGCUGAAUAAAAUCAACCAAGCAAUCGUCAUUAAUGCCAGUUGGAUGGGUAUAUGAAUAGG